Messenger RNA from Pistacia vera, 1170 nucleotides. Its product is annotated as probable ribose-5-phosphate isomerase 4, chloroplastic. Gene Ontology annotation, molecular function: ribose-5-phosphate isomerase activity. The transcript has 10 exons. Gene Ontology annotation, biological process: pentose-phosphate shunt, non-oxidative branch. NCBI's taxonomy places the organism in Eukaryota, Viridiplantae, Streptophyta, Magnoliopsida, Sapindales, Anacardiaceae. The coding region runs from base 205 to 960 and encodes 251 amino acids. The record is from RefSeq and is a predicted model, not a curated record.
AAUUUCAAGAACAUCAACGACAGAAGAUUCUUUAGAGCAAUUACUCGAGCAAUCGGUAGCAGUAGCACUGUUUCUGAUGGCUCUUCGGUUCUCCUCCGGGCGGCCAAGCACACUGUAUGGCUUCUGCCUAUUUGGUGAAGUAGUCAAUUUCUACUAGGAUGAAGCAAUGUCCGUGGGAAGCUUCCAGAGUCAUUUUAUCCUCCAAUGAAAUCGAUUCCCCACAUUGUGAUCAGCCAACACGUGGAUACAUACAUAAAAAGUGGCAUGGUUGUUGGUUUAGGGUCUGGUCAGGCUUCUGGUAUGGCCAUACAAUAUUUGGGUCAGCAGCUUCGUGCAGGUGCUUUGAAGGAUAUAGUAGGAAUACCCAUGUCUAUAACAAGUGCUACUGAAGCAGCAAUGUCUGGCAUUCCAUUGGAUAAAUAUCAAGAUACUUCUCAAAUUGAUUUUGCAUUUGAUGACGCUGAUAUUGUAGAAGAGGGAACACUUGUUGCUGUCAUUGGGCGUCAGCGACCUCGAGGCGACGAGUCCAUAAUCGAAGAGAAGUCUAUACUGAAUGCAGCUGAUAAACUUGUGUUCAUUGUACCAGAAAACCGGUUUAAAGGUGGUCUAGAGGGUUCUAUUCCAGUUCUAGUUCAAUCUCUCAACUGGAUGGACGCUGCUGAAGAGAUUGAUGAUAUGUUUUUAGGUGAUGCAGAGGUUUGGAGGAGACCAUCUAUAGGGCACGCAGGUCCUUUAGGCGGUGACUUCCCAUUGAUCACGAAAGAAGGUCAUAAUGUUCUUGAUGUCAUCUUCACAUCUCCAAUACAAAGCCUCGCUGAAGUGGCUGAAAGCCUUGAUAAAGUUGAUGGGGUUGUGGAUCAUGGCAUUGUCUCCAAGUCCCCGUGUACAGUGGUGAUUGCUUCCGAAAUUGGGUUGUCCAUCGUGGAUAAUCUUCCGGCAAAUGUCGUGGAGGGACCUUAAAUGGUGGCAGCCUGCGAUGUAUGUUGCCACUGUGAUUCUGUGGUAUUGUUUUUGCACAUAAGCAUUUUGUAAUGAUUAGUACUGAGAGUUUGUAUCUUCUACUUUGAGUUUUGAGUUGGAGGAAAUAUUGAGCUUGUAAUAUGAAUUCGUAUCCUAAUUUAUAUUUCAACUAGACAUGGGUAUGUUUAUUCAAUAUUUUUUAAAUAAAUU